GACUAUCCCCUCGUUGCUUUUACGACGGUGGUUGGCGGUGUUCGGAGGCGCUUUGCGGCACAGCGAGCGGCCUGAGGGGACGCGGAGGGGCUCGGCGCCGGUAGCGGGGCCCGGGGCGCGGGGUCCGGGUCCGGGUCCGGGUCCGCGGUAGGAUGAAGCUGACCACUCAGGCCUAUUGUAAAAUGGUGCUGCACAGCGCCAAGUACCCGCACUGCGCCGUGAACGGGUUGCUGGUAGCUGAGCGGCCUUCGGCGGGAGCUCCGCGCCGGGAUCAAACCGGGCCCCCAUCCCUCUUCGUGGACUGCAUCCCGCUGUUCCACGGCACCCUGGCGCUGGCGCCCAUGCUGGAGGUGGCGCUUACACUGAUUGACUCUUGGUGCAAAGAGAAUAGCUACGUGAUAGCUGGAUAUUACCAGGCAAACGAACGCGUGAAAGAUGCCAGCCCGAACCAGGUUGCAGAAAAGGUGGCCUCCAGGAUUGCAGAAGGCUUUAAUGAUACAGCACUCAUAAUGGUCGAUAACACCAAGUUUACGAUGGAGUGCGUAGAGCCUGCCAUUCAUGUGUAUGAGCUUCACGAGAACAAGUGGAGGUGCAAGGACCCACAUGUUGAUUUUUGUGAAGAUUGGACCGAAGCCCAGAGAAUCGCUGCAUCUCUCUUGGACAGCAAGUCCUACGAGACACUGGUAGAUUUUGAUAAUCACCUGGAUGAUAUCCGAAACGACUGGACAAACCCAGAGAUCAACAAAGCUGUCCUCCACCUGUGCUAGAGAGGUUUCUACUGACUAACUUACAGGCGUUCCCACUCUGUACUGAAGAGAGAAAAAUGCUAUUUUUGAAUGUAAAUAGAAUAAUAUUCAGUACUUUGUGUGGAAACCUGACUGAUUAAAAAGCAGUGGCAUGUCACAUUGCAGAGUGAUGUGUCCAUAAGCUGUUGAAUCCUUUGAUUCCUGAGGUUCCUCGAAGAACUGCACACUGUCAGUUACUGCUGUCCUUAUGGAUGCCUUCCCAGUUGUAGUGAAUGUUGCUAUUCCUUCAAAACCAAAACUACUACUGCUUGUCCCUACUGUUCAUAAUACAGAGUUUUGACUAAGCUUUUCUAAUCUUUAGAGAGGUUACUUUUUAAUGAUUUGUGGAAAUACCUUCCAAGCAAAAUAAGUCUUGUCCUCAGAUGGGAAAAUUUAAGGUCAGACAUGAAGGUUAACAGUUGGAAAUGUAAUUCUUAGGCACAGUGAAAUGCAAACUGCUGAGGACAAUGUACCAUGCCCGUUUCUUAACUGUAUUGCAGUGGUUUAGCAUGACGCAGCUACUACCAAGAAUGUGUUAAAGCAGCAUUCCCAAACACUAUGGUGAUUCCUGCUCUCCAUGGGCAUACAGCCACAGAUAUUGCUUGAACGUGUUAAACCCAAGGUAAAAACCAGAUGUUCACCUAAUGAUGUGUAAAAACGACUGGAAGUGCACUAAUGAGUUCUAAAACAGUUUAAGUUUACAAGAGAAGAGUGAAAUAUCUUAUUAAUUGUAUGCGAUCUUGUUGGGUUUUAUAAACAGAUCUCAUUUUCAACUGGUUCAUAUGCUGUCCAUUUAAGUAGGUCUAAAAUGUGUCCCUCCAAGUUGAAGGCAAGUGAUCUGAAUACAUCGAAUCAAGGAGCCUAGAUACAGUCUUGUUCCGCUUCUGUCUUUCUAAUUAAUGUUUGUUUUAUAAGAAGUUUAAUGAAGCUUUAUAUCAGACUAGCACAGUUCUUGUUGCCUUACUUCUCACGGUUGUUUGUAGAACUAGUUAAACAUAGCCUCAACCUGCAUCAGUUUCUGUACAUUUCUUUCUCUUCCUACCCAAAAGUGGAAGAUCCAAAUGAUCCACUUCUCUCCAAGUUCCUGAUUUUAAUUUAGUGUUCUGAUUUUGAGAUGUUGGGGGUGGGAUUGUCAAAACCUCUUAGUCUACCUCUUCUUCUACUUAAAUAAGCACAAGUUUUAGUCUUGGUCUUAGUGAAAGGUAGGGUGUAAGGCUAAAAUCCUGUUCCAAAGCAGUGAAUAGAAUCAGGGUGCUUCCGCCUGAGUCCUGCUGUGGUGUUCCCUGCAGUUCUGAUUCCACAAAACUGGGAGGUGAGGUGUGAGGUUCAGCUCCAUAUCCAAGGAGGAGAUGAAGGCUUGAACAGUUGGGUUUGUCUCCCUAAGAUGUGUUAACAAAAGGGAUCGGCACUUUGUCAACAGUUUUUCCUAAGCAUGAGUCAGAUAUGCUUGUGGGAAGGGAUAAUGUUUUCACCUGUUGAACAAGAACAUAUAUCUAGCUCACAAACAGUGAGAUAAACACAUUCCAGUGGCUGUUUCACUGCACAUCCAGGGCUGUAGGAAAAGAUACCCUGGGAACAGGAAUGCUUUGCAGUGUGUGUUUGGAGGAGGCUCUGCAGGCAGAGGACUGCUGGCUUACUUUGUACAAACACCUCCUGAAAUCUAACCUAUUGUUCCAGAGGCAGAUGUUAUCUUAGGGAGAUGCAGUACAUUAGUUAUGGGAGAUUGUCAGUCAGCACUGCCAUGUAAGCUGGUAUGUCUCCUGAGCCACAGGAAAUGUAUUUCUUUGUAACUCAAUGUCAUAAUCUAUCUUUGAUCGUAUAUAUGCUAAUACAGUUUAAAUCUUGCCAUCCUCCCCCAAAAUGUACAUCAUCACUCUGUAACCUGAUGGAAACACUCCCUGUGACUAACAAUGAGACACGUUUCUGGAA
Strigops habroptila (Kakapo) is the source of this 2714-nucleotide messenger RNA. It is a transcript of the gene EMC8, whose product is annotated as ER membrane protein complex subunit 8. The record is from RefSeq and is a predicted model, not a curated record. Gene Ontology annotation, cellular component: EMC complex. The transcript has 5 exons. Lineage: Eukaryota; Metazoa; Chordata; Aves; Psittaciformes; Psittacidae. The coding region runs from base 153 to 767 and encodes 204 amino acids.